This is a messenger RNA of Endocarpon pusillum Z07020, 3903 nucleotides long. RefSeq lists its product as uncharacterized. Gene Ontology annotation, molecular function: double-stranded telomeric DNA binding; single-stranded telomeric DNA binding; G-quadruplex DNA binding. The record is from RefSeq and is a predicted model, not a curated record. Gene Ontology annotation, cellular component: Mre11 complex; condensed nuclear chromosome; nucleus. The transcript has a single exon. Gene Ontology annotation, biological process: double-strand break repair; telomere maintenance via recombination; telomere maintenance via telomerase. NCBI's taxonomy places the organism in Eukaryota, Fungi, Ascomycota, Eurotiomycetes, Verrucariales, Verrucariaceae. Bases 1 to 3903 code for a protein of 1300 amino acids.
AUGUCAAAAAUCGACAAGCUCUCUAUCCUUGGAGUCCGGUCUUUUGACAACACGCGAAGUGAGACGAUUCAGUUCUAUUCACCUCUUACCCUUGUAGUGGGCUUCAAUGGAUCUGGCAAGACAACGAUCAUCGAGUGUCUUAAGUAUGUUACAACCGGCAUUCUCCCGCCCAACAGCAAGGGUGGCGCUUUCAUCCACGAUCCCAGGCUGGCUGGCGAGCGAGAAGUUCUAGCUCAAGUCAAACUCUCCUUCAAGGCGGCUACUGGAGCGAGAAUGGUGGCAACUAGAAGUCUACAGCUUACUGUCAAAAGGCUCACGCGACAGCAGAAGACGUUAGAAUGCCAGCUAUUGAUGAUCAAGGAAGGCGAACGGACCGCCAUUUCUUCCCGUGUGGCAGAACUAGAUCAAAUCAUCCCUCAGUACCUCGGCGUCGCCACCGCCAUUAUUGACAAUGUUAUCUUCUGUCAUCAGGACGAAAGCUUGUGGCCGAUGAGCGAACCAUCAGUCCUGAAGAAGAAAUUUGAUGAGAUCUUCGAAGCUCAGAAAUAUACCAAAGCUAUCGACAACAUCAAGCAGCUCCGCAAAAAGCAAAAUGAAGAAUUGGGCAAGUACAAGAUAAUGGAGCAGAAUGCCAAGGAGUACAAAGUCAUGGCAGAGAAAACCCAGAAUCGAAUGACGAAGCUCCAAGAGGAGAUCGAAGCUUUACGCGAAGACGCCAUUGAGCUUGAUCGACAAAUAAAUCAUGCCGCUGAACUUCAGAAACAGGCACAGACACAGCUUGACAAUUAUGAUUCUGUCUCCAAGUCAUUGGAAAUCAAACGCAGUGAGGCUGCCACAAGAGAGGAACUCAUACAGAGCCUGAAGUCGCGCAUGAAAGAAGUGCCGGAGCCUGACGAGUGGUUAGCUUCGUCGCUAGAGCAAUUUGAUUCUCGCAUCGAGCAAUAUGAGAAUCAGCGAGAAGCUCGACUAGGGACGUUCCAAGAGCUUAAGGCUCAUCUCGACGCCAAGCAAGGUGAAAAGGACACCAAGCAGACCGAGAAGGGCGAAAUUGAGGCAGAAAAGAAGCAGUACGAGAAGCAGGUCCAAAGUAGACGAGAUUUAGUGAAAGACGUUUCCCGGCGUCACAACCUGAGGGGCUACGACAAUGUUACUGAUAGCCAUCAGUUUGAUGAUUUCAUGCAGAAAUUCAGGAAGAUCUCACGAGAUCAAACCAAUUCCCUGUCCCGCGCUAGAGAGGAGGCCGAUGAGAAGAGAAAAAAAGCUCAGAUGCUUAAAAAUCAACUGGAACAACGGCAGAAGGCGUUGCAAGACAAUAAGAUUGAAGCCAGGAAGCUUGUAGUCCAGAACGACCGCGAAGGGCAAGAAAUACGAAGGAAUAUAGACAAGAUAUCAGCCGAUGAAGGGUCCAAGGCGGUAAUUGAAUCCCGUAUCGAAGACAUCAGCACUCGGCUUCACAAGGCUGAGAAUGACGCAAAGGAACCUUCACGUGAGAAAGCUUUGACUGAAGCCCAUGCCAAUGUUCUCCUGCUUGAGGAAGAAUCGAAACAUCUGCGGACAGAACUCGUCCAAAGCACCAAACUUUCGGAUGAGAUGGCGGAGUUGACGCACCUGAAGAAGCUUGUCAAAGACAGCUCCCGUAGUCUAGAGACAAUGAUCGAUGUUCAUGGUGACCGAAUCAAGGAACUUCUUGGUGGCGACUGGCAGCCAACAACGAUCGAGGCUGCAUAUCAAAAUGCACUUCAGUCUCGUAAUCGCCAGCUCUCGUCGAUAGAACAUGAGCAAAAUAUCGCCUCUCGAGAGCUCGAACAAUGCGAAUUCAAAGCAAAAACGAACAGCGAGGAAAUCGAGAAAAAGGAGAAAAGCUUGUCCGAGUCUAAGCAGAAAGUGCGUGACGCUAUUGACGACGAGCCUUCGGAAUAUGAAGUAAUAUUACAAGAGCGGCAGAAGACUGUCGAUACGGUGCGUGAUGACGCUGGCCAGAUGGCGGGCCUGAGCAGUUUUAUGCAGCAAAUCCUAGAUGUUGCGAACCAGAAAGGCGCUUGUCGCACUUGCUCGCGACCGUUCCGCACCGAAGCCGAGUUAAACAGGUUCAAGGCCAAGAUUGAAGGCCUGGUGAAAAAAGCGCAGACUGACAACCAGGAAGAAGAGAUCAAGGAACUCGAGCGAGAGCUGCAAGAGGCUAGAGAUUCCGCCAUCCAUUAUGAGAUGUGGAAGCAGAUAUCAUCUGAGCUUCCUUCACUGAAAGAGCAGCAAGUACAACUUUCUCGUGAUCGAGAUAGACUGCUAUCACGACUUGAGGAAUGUGACAGGAAGCUAGAAGAGCGACAAGAAGCCAAGAAGGAGCUGGAAGCAUUGUCUAAAACCGUGCAAUCCAUUGCCAAGCACGAUGCCGAUAUCAAAAGCAACAAGACAAGGAUUGAGCAACUAUCAAGCAAACAGUCUCAGACUGAAAGCUUUCACACUAUUCAUGAGAUUCAGGAAAUGAUGAAUGAUGCCGAAAGGAAGACAAGAGAAGCCCGCGAAGUGGUUCAGCGGUUGACGAAGGAAGAGGAGUCCUCACGAAACGACAUCUCGAGACUCAAUUUGGAGCUUGGUCGACUUGAGAGCGAUUUGAACACAUCGAAUUAUCAACUUGAAAAGAAAGCCAGCCUUGUCGCGGAAUUAGAAAAGCUGAAGAGUGCAACCGCUCGACAACGCGAUAUCAUCAGCAAAGCAGAUGACGAGAUUGACAGCCUCGACGCUGAGAUUGCAAAGGCGCGGGCCAAAUAUGAUGACAUUGACGAGAACGCCCGGUCAAAGGAGAAAGACCUCCAAAGCCGGGCUGAUGGUAUCUCUUCGAAUCUCCAGGACCUCAAUUAUUCGAACAAGAUCAUCCAGGAAUACAUUACUGCAGGUGGGCCACACCAACUAGCCAGGGUUCAACGUGAGCUGAAGGUUAUUAUGGACGAAAUCGCACGAGAUGAAGCUGAACAAGGCGAUCUGACACGAGAGAUAAACAAGUUAAAAGAGCAAAUCGAUCAAAGCGACGCGAUGAGGGUGAACUACUCCGACAAUCUACAGUAUCGACACAUGACGAGAGAACUGCAGAAGGUAGAAGCAGAGAUUCGCGAUCUUGCCACCAGAGCGUCCGACGUCGAAAAGGCACAUUUUGACGCGGAAGUGAAUCGGCGGAGAAAGGAAUGUAAUUUCCUAUCCGGACAACAAAAAGGGAAGAUGGGGGAGAUCAAAUCCAAGGACAACCAGUUAGCAGAGCUGUUAGCGGAUUACGAGACGGAUUACAAAGACGCAGCACGAAAGUACAAGGAAGCACACAUCAAGACCGAGACCACGAAAGCCGCAGUGGAAGACCUUGGUAGAUAUGGCAGCGCUCUCGACAGAGCGAUCAUGACAUAUCACGCCCUCAAGAUGGAAGAGAUCAACCGCAUCAUCGAAGAGCUGUGGCAGCGCACCUACCAAGGCACCGACGUUGACACCAUCCUUAUUCAGUCCGACAACGAAAACGCCAGAGGCAACCGCAAUUACAACUACCGCGUCUCCAUGAUCAAACAAGACGCGGAGAUGGACAUGCGAGGACGCUGCAGCGCGGGACAAAAGGUUCUUGCCAGCAUCAUCAUUCGUCUCGCGCUGGCGGAAUGCUUCGGCGUUAAUUGCGGUCUGAUCGCACUCGACGAGCCCACGACGAAUCUUGAUCGUGAUAACAUUCGAUCUUUAGCAGAGUCGCUGCACGAUAUCAUCAAGCAUCGGCAGCAGCAGUCUAACUUUCAGCUGAUUAUUAUCACGCAUGACGAGGAGUUCUUGAGGCAUAUGCAGUGUGGUGAUUUCACCGAUUACUAUUAUCGGGUGUCGAGGAACGAGAGGCAGAAAUCGAUCAUCGAAAGGCAGUCCAUUGCGGAGGUAUUGUAA